GGGCAACAGCUCCACUGCCCCCCCCCCCCCAACUGGGUUUCACUGCCCUAUAAUUAGUAUUAACCCUUAUGUACUGAGCCUGAGCCCAACUCACCCUGGGCCCCCGGAACCCAAUAUGGACAAUGACAACUCCUACCUCUACCCUGUGGCCCUAAAGUGGGAUCUGGGGCCCGAGAAACUGAAGGAGCUGAAGAACAAACUGCUUGUGUAUUUCCAGAGCAAGAGCAAGUCUAACGGAGGGGAGUGUGUGAUCAGGGACCCCGACUGCACCCCCGGAUAUGUCCUCAUCCACUUCAGCCAAGAAACAGUGAGAGAGGCUGUGCUUACAAAAGAGACCCACGAAAUGAAUUUAUCAGGAGGAAAGAGAUUAAAGUUGGACGUCUCACUGCCCAGAGAGCAAACUCCCACCAGUGACCAGAGAUCCCCAGGGGGCAGAACUGAGCCCCGUGGGCACCAAGCGCCAGGACCCUCUCCUGAAGAAGUGACUGCCCAGGCCUCCUCGUUGGCGGGACCCCCUUCUCUGGAUGGGACUCCUGAGGCUGUAGGGGGGGCACCUACUAUUGAUGUGGCCCUUGAGGCCCCGCCCCCUGUGGCUCUGAUUGACAGUAUCCCCGACUCCUGCACGUUGGAGAUGUUGAACCUCCUGGUGGAGAACAUCAGCGGGAAAUGUGCCGGCACCGAGUUUUCCUUGGAGAUGAUCCCUGAGAUUAAAUCUGGGGCGGUCACUUUCUGCUGUAACAUUGAUUUCCGUGAUUUCCUCAGAGGUUUCCAUGGGAACCGGCGGGUGAAGCAGAUGGGACUGAGGGCGAAGCCCCUGGAGGAGACUGACAGUAUCCGGGCUGAGAAUCUGCCCCCCAACUCGUCUGAGGAUCACCUGCAGAUCUACUUUGAGAGCCCGCGCUAUGGGGGCGGGGCCGUGGAGGGGGUGGAGCUAAUCGCAGAAGAGGGCGCUGCCAUAGUAACGUUUUCUGAUAAACAAGAUGCAAAGAGAGUGUUGGGGAAGCAGCAUGUGUUUGGGAAGAGGCCGAUAUCUGUGUAUCCUUACUAUGAGUCCCUGGGGAUAACUCUAUAUGGGGAGAAGGGACCUUGUGUAACAUUACCUGAACCCCUGGAGGUGCCAGUCAGUCCCUAUGUACUGGAAUUCAUACUGGGAGACCCACAGAUAAAAGGCGACAUAGACAAGAAGAUGGCAGAUAAGAACUGUGAGAUGACAUGGCCAGAUCCAAACUGCCCCAAUCCCACCAUUAAACUGUCCAUCCCCAGCUCCAUAUCAUCUCAUCUCAGGACUGUGGCAAAGAUUGUACGGACAUGGAGGGAUCAGGUUUCUACAGAAUUCUCCCUUAUUAUUUCCAAGUUCAAAGUCGCAGAGUACGAUGUGAUUCCACCAGUUUGGGAAGCCAUCAAAGGAGAAGUCAGCAGCUCCACAUAUGGGGGGGUUUUGGUCAAACCAGACCUUGCCAAACACAAAGUCUUCCUUGCAGGACUCUCCAAGGUUAUGACUAAGGAAGAGGAAAAUUUCAGGGCCCUGGUAGAAAAUACCACCAGGCGGAUUGAUAGACAAAACCGCAGUAUGGAAAUGUCUGAGCCACUGGCCCCUGCUCUCUAUGAAAUAAUGUGCAAAACUGGGCAGAUGGAAACUAUCCAGUCACAGUCUCCAGAGCUCAGAAUUGAGUAUGAUGUGCCAACCAGGAACCUCAAGCUCUAUGGAGUCAAAGAAGAAGUUCUCUCUGCCAAAUGUGAAAUACUCAAAAUAAUGCAACAACUGAAAUCUAAACCCCUCCCACUGGAUCCCCACAUCAUCCAUUUCUUGGGUUUUACUGAUAAUGAUGAGUUGUCCUGUCUCCUCCUCACUCGGCAUAAUAUUAAUGCCAUGUUUCAGACUGAGGGUAAAUCAGUCACACUGACCGGACUCUCCAUGAAGGAUCUGUCAGAGGCAGAAGCACAGAUGGGCCGAGAGUUAGUCUGUAAGCAACUUACUGUAGAAGACAAGAUGAUUAUCAAGGGCCCUGAGUGGAGAAGUCUCCAUACUCAUUUGUGUGAAUUAUUUAACUCGGAGAAAUGCACGGUUGUGAUUGAGGAGUUUCCCCGAGGGGCAGAGAAUCAGGUGGUUAUUGCUGGUCUGGCUCCCAGUGUAGGGAAAGCUUCCCAACAGAUCCAUGACUUUCUGGAGAGGAACACUCCCAUACAGAAGGACAUUCCCGUCACAUCGGUGGGCGUUAUACAGUUUAUUAAAGAUGAAAAGCAGGAUACUUGUAUGGAAAUAAAAAAGAAAAAUGUAAGUGUUACCUUAAAGCGGAAAUCUAUUGCCCUGAGUGGGUCCAGACUGUAUGUUCUAGAGGCAGCCGCCCUUAUAGAAAAGGUUCUCUCCUCACUACACACUGACGCUCUCAGUAUAAAUAAACCCGGAGCCAAGAAGUUCUUUAUAGAGAAGGAAGAGAUGUUCGUUAGUACAGCGAGGAGUAAAUACAAGUGUUUGAUAUAUCUGCAGACGGAAGGAGAAGAAGACUUUAUAGACAUUGAUAGGAAUGUAGAUGAAGCCAAGUGCCAAAUAGACUUGCCACAAGGAGUGACCAUUGCAGUCUAUAAGGAUGACCUGACCCGUCACCGUGUUGAUGUUGUGGUCAAUGCAGCUAAUGAGGACCUGAAGCACAUCGGGGGGCUGGCGUUGGCCCUACUGAGAGCUGCGGGGCCCCAACUACAAACUGAUUGUGAUCGUAUAGUUAGAACCAAUGGGAGAUUAUUUCCUGGUGAUGCAAAGAUAACCGAUGGUGGCAAUCUGCCCUGCAAGCAGGUUAUACAUGCGGUGGGGCCCCGAUGGGACUCAAGCUCACUAGCAAAAUGCGAGCGUCAGCUUCGGAAAGCGAUAACCAACAGCUUAGAACUGGCUGCAGAGAACCAACACGGUUCUAUUGGGAUCCCAGCAGUCAGUUCAGGAAUAUUCGGGUUCCCCAUAGGGCGCUGCGUUGGGAACAUUACUGAGUCCAUCAGCCAGUAUUUGGAAGACCAUCGAGGAACAUCGUCCAUUAAAAGGAUUCACAUUGUGGACACAGACGAUAAAAUCAUUUCUACGUUUAUUCAAGCUCUGAAAGAUGAAUUCGGAGAUGAAAAAGUACAAGUGACCCCAAAACGUAAUGUUACAGAGGAGCAGAAAAGGAGACCGAACCCCAAACCUGAGGGAACGAGAGAGCCGGCCCGACAGAUGGUAAAUGUCAAUGGCGUCGCCAUUCAGCUCAUCAAGGGGAACCUGCAAGAUGCCUCAACGGAUGUCAUUGUGAACAGUGUGGGGAAGGACCUGGACCUUGAUAGUGGAGGAGCCUCCAAAGCUUUAUUACGCAAGGCUGGGAAGAAACUCCAGCACCUUCUUCAGGCUGAGUGCAAAGGAAAGCAAGUGCAGGAGGGUUUAGUGAUUGCAACAAAUGGCUGCGACCUGUCCUGUCAGAUGGUCCUUCAUGUCAUUGCUCCACACUGGAACCAAGGAAACAGCGUCGCUGAGAAGACAUUAAGGGAGAUCAUUCAGACUUGCCUCAGUACCACAGAGAAGAGACAACUGAAUUCCAUUACGUUCCCGGCAAUUGGAACAGGAGCUUUAGGUUUUCCCAAGAACCUUGUUGCCACUUUAAUGUUUGAAGAGGUGGAAAAAUUCAGUGGCAGCAAAAACGUUCAACAUCUCCAAGAAGUCAACGUUGUGCUGCAUCCGAGCGACGCCGACACGAUGACGGCAUUUUUUGCUGAAUCGAGAAAGAGAACGGGGACAAAUGCCCCGAAGGCCAAUCCUCUGCCCAAGUCACUUGUCUCAAAAAAUUCUGGCACAGAGGUGAUUGGAUCAGUCAGCACCCCGACACUGGGGGUCCAUCAGAUGACGAUCGGAUCACUUACCUAUCAAGUGAAAACGGGAGAUAUCACCAAGGAGACUACGGAUGUGAUUGUCAAUUCAUCCAAUGGAAACUUCACUCUCAGAACAGGGGUAUCCAAGGCGAUUCUGGAGGCCGCGGGGCAGAGUGUGGCAGAUGAAUGUACCAAGCUCGGGUCCGGGCCCCACAAGGGCUUCAUCCUUACAGAUAAGGGCAAUUUACUGUGUAAGAAGAUUCUCCAUGUUUGUGGGCGGAACUCCCCGAGUGAGAUCAAGUCGUGCGUGUUGGACGCGCUGCAGGAGUGCGAGAGGAUCCGGGUUGCGUCGGUCGCAUUUCCCGCCAUCGGAUCAGGUGGGGGCAGUGUGCGCCCCGAGGAUGUCGCUGGAGCCAUGCAGGAGGCGGUGCUUGAGUUCGUAUCCUCGAAAUCUCCCCAAAACCUCCAGAUGGUCAAAAUCGUUAUUUUCCAGGAGAAAAUGUUGCAGAGUUUCUACGACUGCAUGAAAAGCAGAGAGGGAACCAACCUGCCCAAAGCGACCUCCAUAUUGGGCAAAAUUACAUCCUUUUUUGGUUCUUUAUUCUCGGGUUCUGAGGAGGCGGAAGAACCUUCCGUGAUUGUUCUGAAGGAAAACAUUGAACCGGCAAAUUUUUCUCUUUGUGGAGAAGACAGGGCUCAGGUGAGGGCGGCCAAGUCGUGGCUGGAGGACAUGGUAAGGGGGGAGCAGAGCGAGGACGUCAUCACCAACGAUUGGAUUCUGGAGUUUGAUGAUCGGGAACAACAGAGACUGCGGGACCUGCAGAGGAGAUCCCAAGUGUCCAUCAGCUUCGAGUCUCACAGAUCCACCAUCAGAGUGUCCGGCCUGACCCGAGACGUCUUCAAUGUCUCCAAGGAAAUACACGAAAUGGUAAAAAAGAUAAGCGUCCGGAAAACCCGGGAGCGGGAGGCGGAGCUCUACAGUAACCUGGUGGAAUGGAGGUACCAUGAUGGCUCCGGGUUUGCUCCCUUUGAUAAAAUGUCCAACCUGGAUCUAGAAAAGGCCCAGAAUGAGGGCAGGCAGAGCCUCACUGUCGAUGUUGGGGGAGUUAAAUACACAGUCAACAUGGAGAGGAAAUCUGCGUCAGAUCCCAGGGGGAAGAAUGUGAAGAUCGAUCGAGCGUCUAAAAGUGGGGAAACCAUGGAGUUGCCGCCCGAUUGGGACACUAUGACGAAUGAGCAGGUGAAGGUGGUGCCCCUGAACCCCCAGACCCCCGAGUACAGGGACGUGCACGGUCUGUUUGCAAAGAGCUGCCCAAUGACAAUCAUUAAGAUUGAGAGGAUUCAGAACAAGCACCUCUGGUUCAACUACCAAAUCAAGAAGCAGAGCAUCGACGCCAAGAACCAAUCAGCAACCAACGAGAAGCAACUGUUCCACGGCUCCGACCCCAACGCCAUACGGAACGUCAACCACAAUGGGUUCAACCGAAGCUACGCCGGCAAGAACGCCGCUUGUUACGGAAACGGAACGUAUUUCGCAGUAAACGCCAGUUACUCGGCGCACGACACCUACUCCCGGCCCGACACAAACAGACACAAACACAUGUACCUGGCGCGGGUCCUGACUGGCGUCUCCUGCGUUGGCCGACAGGGCAUGGUGGCGCCUCCUGCCAAGAACCCAUCGAACCCGACGGAUCUGUACGACAGUGUGACCGACCGAGCGGCCAAUCCCAACAUGUUUGUGAUAUUUAAUGACAUUCAGGCCUAUCCCGAGUACCUUAUCACCUUUACACAGUGAUUGGCUGCUUAGUUGGGGCCCUAGGGAGCGACUAUCCCGGGGCCCUCAGGUUCCUGGCAGUGACGGAGGAGGAGCAAUUGCCACACAGCAGAUCCCCUUGCCCCCCCCAUUACACUAUGGCAGCUUCUGUAUCACCGCUGAUGCUUCCCGUAGCAACCAAACAGAUCUUUGCUUUUGUUAUCUAACUUGUAGGUGACCGUUCAACUCUAAUUGCUGAUUGGUUGCUAUGGGCAAUGAUGUUACACGCUAUAAUAAAUAUGGCCAACGUGUCGCUUUAGUUGAUUUUUAGAUGAUUAAUUGAAUUUCAGACAAAUUUGUCCCUAACGAGCUGCUGUGUAAUAAAGGCAAACGGCUAUUUGUG
Messenger RNA from Xenopus tropicalis (tropical clawed frog), 5981 nucleotides. RefSeq names its product protein mono-ADP-ribosyltransferase PARP14, gene 4 (gene parp14.4). Gene Ontology annotation, molecular function: NAD+-protein mono-ADP-ribosyltransferase activity; NAD+ poly-ADP-ribosyltransferase activity; RNA binding. The transcript has 17 exons. Lineage: Eukaryota; Metazoa; Chordata; Amphibia; Anura; Pipidae. The record is from RefSeq and is a predicted model, not a curated record. The coding region runs from base 116 to 5620 and encodes 1834 amino acids. Gene Ontology annotation, cellular component: nucleus.